This is a messenger RNA of Carcharodon carcharias (great white shark), 5255 nucleotides long. RefSeq lists its product as uncharacterized. The transcript is spliced from 22 exons. Bases 641 to 3268 code for a protein of 875 amino acids. The record is from RefSeq and is a predicted model, not a curated record. NCBI's taxonomy places the organism in Eukaryota, Metazoa, Chordata, Chondrichthyes, Lamniformes, Lamnidae.
AUCUGGACCCUACUCAAACAAUCGGCGUGCAGAUGUGUCGGAUGUGACUGUGGAAUUAUACCCAGCCUAGUGAAGUAGCUUUCAAAACUUUCUUUCUGGGUUUACACACAAUUCAUGAUCAGCUGGCAAGGUACUGGAACGCUGCCAAUCCCUGUGGAACACUGAGUUAGGAGAUGGGCGGACCAGAGAAAAUCUCCAUACUUACGCCAGAAUAUUGUGCUGCUCUCUACUUUCGACUGAAAAAAGGAACCAAUGAGCUCUGGUGUGCGAGAUAAACACGCAUUCAGUUUUAUCUUUGGCAGAAUGUAUUGGAAAAGAACCAGGAGAGUUUUCAGGGGGAAUAAAUACACCAAAUAUCCUGUUAAUGCAAUCAGCUUGCCGACAGCGAAGAGCAACGAGCGCUGGAAAAAUACAUCCAGAUAGGAGCAAACUGCAAAGAAACACAACCCUAAAAUACACUCUACACUACAAUGGAAUUGAAGCGUUCGAUAAGGGAAUACUUCCGACAUUAGUCUUACCAGCAGUACAAAGAGGAGGAACACGUCUUAACGUCCCAUCGCUUUAUUGAUUCAGGCGGCACUUUCUGACACAGGACGGGAUUGGUAACUCUAUACGAUUCUCCAGGUUAACGAGGGCGAAAAUGUGGCAGAAAAUUGCGCUUAUGGUUGCUGUCUUUCUUACCCCAUGCGCCAGUAACAAACCAGAUCAGUGCCCCAUUCCUCCGAGUGUGACAUCUGCUCAAAUAAAGAAUGAGUUCAGCAUUCUGCAAAAUUUCUUUGUGGGUCAACGUACUCACUACGAAUGUUUGCCAGGUUAUAUUCAGAAUGAAAACACAACUGAUUUUAUCAUUUGUCAAAGUAAUUUAACUUGGUCAGAGCCAUUGAUAAGUUGUAUACCUAUAGAUUGUGGUGAUCCAAAAGAUAUAAAGAAUGGCUACCACACAUCUACAGAUCGAACGUAUGGGAGUACAGCAACUUACGACUGCAAUAAAGGCUAUCAACUGAUUGGUAAAGGAACAAUAGUGUGCACUAUUGAUGGAUGGAAUAAAAACAUUCCGUUCUGUGACACUAUUUUAUGCGAUCCUCCGAACCCUAUUAGCAAUGGAGAUGUGACUGAAAGAGAUAGCUGGGACAUUGGAACAGAUGCAAAAUAUUCAUGCCAUGCUGGCUAUAUUCUGAUUGGUCAACGUAUCAUUAAUUGUACAGACACUGGGGACUGGAGCCAUGACCCUCCUAUUUGUAAAGCCCUUCCUGACCAUGAAGAACAGCUUUCACCUCCUUCUACCAUCGCAGCUACAACAAUACGUGAAACAACACCUGAGAUAAACAAUAUUACCACAGAUGGUGGAGACAGGAACCAUUUGCUUUCAGCACUUCCUAAUUUGGCCCUUCCUGACCAUGAAGAACAGCUUUCACCUCCUUCCACCAUCGCAGCUACAACAAUACGUGAAACAACACCUGAGAUAAACGAUAUUACCACAGAUGGUGGAGACAGGAACCAUUUGCUUUCAUCACUUCUUAGCUUGGCCCUUCCUGACCAUGAAGAACAGCUUUCACCUCCUUCCACCAUCGCAGCUACAACAAUACGUGAAACAACACCUGAGAUAAACGAUAUUACCACAGAUGGUGGAGACAGGAACCAUUUGCUUUCAUCACUUCUUAGCUUGGCCCUUCCUGACCAUGAAGAACAGCUUUCACCUCCUUCCACCAUCGCAGCUACAACAAUACGUGAAACAACACCUGAGAUAAACGAUAUUACCACAGAUGGUGGAGACAGGAACCAUUUGCUUUCAUCACUUCUUAGCUUGGCCCUUCCUGACCAUGAAGAACAGCUUUCACCUCCUUCCACCAUCGCAGUUACAACAAUACGUGAAACAACACCUGAGAUAAACGAUAUUACCACAGAUGGUGGAGACAGGAACCAUUUGCUUUCAUCACUUCUUAGCUUGGCCCUUCCUGACCAUGAAGAACAGCUUUCACCUCCUUCCACCAUCGCAGCUACAACAAUACGUGAAACAACACCUGAGAUAAACGAUAUUACCACAGAUGGUGGAGACAGGAACCAUUUGCUUUCAUCACUUCUUAGCUUGGCCCUUCCUGACCAUGAAGAACAGCUUUCACCUCCUUCCACCAUCGCAGCUACAACAAUACGUGAAACAACACCUGAGAUAAACGAUAUUACCACAGAUGGUGGAGACAGGAACCAUUUGCUUUCAUCACUUCUUAGCUUGGCCCUUCCUGACCAUGAAGAACAGCUUUCACCUCCUUCCACCAUCGCAGUUACAACAAUACGUGAAACAACACCUGAGAUAAACGAUAUUACCACAGAUGGUGGAGACAGGAACCAUUUGCUUUCAUCACUUCUUAGCUUGGCCCUUCCUGACCAUGAAGAACAGCUUUCACCUCCUUCCACCAUCGCAGCUACAACAAUACGUGAAACAACACCUGAGAUAAACGAUAUUACCACAGAUGGUGGAGACAGGAACCAUUUGCUUUCAUCACUUCUUAGCUUGGCCCUUCCUGACCAUGAAGAACAGCUUUCACCUCCUUCCACCAUCGCAGCUACAACAAUACGUGAAACAACACCUGAGAUAAACGAUAUUACCACAGAUGGUGGAGACAGGAACCAUUUGCUUUCAUCACUUCUUAGCUUGGCCCUUCCUGACCAUGAAGAACAGCUUUCACCUCCUUCCACCAUCGCAGUUACAACAAUACGUGAAACAACACCUGAGAUAAACGAUAUUACCACAGAUGGUGGAGACAGGAACCAUUUGCUUUCAUCACUUCUUAGCUUGGCCCUUCCUGACCAUGAAGAACAGCUUUCACCUCCUUCCACCAUCGCAGCUACAAUACGUGAAACAACACCUGAGAUAAACGAUAUUACCUCAGAUGGUGGAGACAGGAACCAUUUGCUUUCAUCACUUCCUAGCUUGGAUACUGCUACAUAUGAACAAAGGCAAACAGAUCUUUCUACAACCACAACUGUAAACACAAUAAUCAAUAAAACAAUACCUCCAAACAACUCCCCAAUUCCUACAGAUAGACUCGACAAAAGCUUAAUGCUUUCGGCAGCUCCUCACUAUUCCUCUAAUGAGUACUGGAAAAAGGGGAUAUUCUUUGGAGCCAUCCCUGGUGCCAUUGUUAUAGUACUAAUUAUAAUCAAGGUUAUUUGUGACAGAAGAAAAUAUGGAUCCUAUAAUACAGGGAGUCAAUUCCCAGAAUAUCACAAGGACACUGAAGUAGCAACAAUUAACCUUAUUGGGAAUUGAAACUGCAGCCGUUUUAGAUGAAUGGUCGUCAAUCUUGUGGGAAAUAAUAUUCCAGUCCUUUCAGUUCAAUGGAUCAAAUUCAUAAAGGUCUCCAUGACAAGAGAGAGGAAUCAGAAAGCAGCAUGAUCUUCGUGCUACUUCUAGAAAUUUGGAGUCUGUAUAUAAAAAAUAAAAGAUUCAAAUUUCUUUGCUCAAAAUUAAUUUUUGAUGUGAAUUAUCUUAAGAAAUGUAAACGUUCUACUGUUCCAUAGUGUUAACUUAGCUCCAAUUUUGCAACCUUGGCAAAAAUUAGGUUGUACUGGCUCAACGGAUGUCUGUAGGCAAGUGGUGAGCCUCUCACUGCAGCCCUCUAAUUGACAGGUAUUGAGAAAGUUUGCCUAUAGAGUAUUCCCUGUGACAAACCUGACAGGAAAACCAGGAUCACUGGCAAUUUGGAUCUGGCAGGGAUCCCUUUAAGGAGAAAUGCAGCAUCAGCCAAAUUCCAAGAGCGGGACAAGUUCAGCUCUUCAAAUAUCAUAACAAUUAUGUGAAGAAAUGUAAACCUUAGAAAAUGCUUGCAAAAACAAUUGGGACAAAUAUGGCAAAUAAGCAGCCCUACUGUGCUUUGGGUGUACAAAAAAGAUUCAAAAUGAUAGGACUGAAGAAAACUCCUCAGCCCAUCUGGUCAGGCACAAAAAUCUAGCACCCUUAAAUAUCUCUACACUCUACUUUCCUGGAUAAAACACAUGCUCUGUGCAACAUCACUCCUCUUAGCUUCAGCUAAUGCCCCUGAUUUGGUCUGAAACAUAUUAAUGAGGUUGAAUUGAUUUAUUCCCUUAAGCACGUUGAAUGGUGUCUGCCCUCAGUCUUUGCUUAUUCAAAGUAAAAUGCAACACACAUAUAGAGAGAUCAGAAAUGAGAAGUUGAGUCCAAAAUUAAAAGUUAAAAAGGAUAUAUGAAUCAGUCUUUGGUGUGUCCGUGAGGAGUAGAUGGCAAAAUGCUGCGGCCAUUAAGUUGAUUGAUUCUGGUAGAGCUGACUUUGGCAGUUGAACAGUUGGUUUGGAGGCACUUGGUUUUGCUGAGUAGCUGAAGGAGUUGUCCUGUUUCCUUUUUGACUGUGGCUUUGCUGACUUGCCUCCAGCGAGACAGAGAGAAAAGAGAGAGAGACUUUUUCUUGCAAGCUGCAGGGAUGCAUAUUUGCUGUUUUUCUGCUGUGACCUUCACAGCACACACUAGCUUAGCUGAACUAGAACACAGCUCAGGUUUGCAGCUUGCUUUUUAACCCAUUUCCUUGUGUAUUCCUGGAAGAGAAAAAAACAAACAUAUAUUUCGCCCAGAAUCUUUCUUUCAAUUCAGAUCAUUUCCACAUUCUGAGAUACAACUCAAUAGGAUAUGGUUUCUGCUGAGAUGUGGCAGUCUCCAUUGUCUCCCCCACCACAGGAAAUUCAAGUUCAUUCUUUUGCAUUGCAUUUCUUACUUUUAGGUGUCUCUGUCUAAAGAGGGCCUUGACACCUUCUUAGUUGUGACAUUCCAUGGUCUCUCUGAACUAGUCAGUGGAGCAUAAUCCACAUUGGAAUUUCCCAGAAAGUGGUUACUUUAUAUUCUCAACCAGCUUUUGCUUGUAGGUCAUUUAAAAAAACACAUCUUAAUUAAAAAGUUCAAUCUACCUUAAGUAAUUUGGGGCUGUGAUCCCCUGUCAUGACAAGGGACAAGUUAUUAAAAAAUGCAGUUACUUCAAUGAAUGAAAUUUUCUGGAUACUAGUUUUGCAUGAAUAUAGAACACAGAUGCAAUUUGUAAUGUUUCUGCAGGUUUAGAGAUGUCAGAUUGUAUCAUUGAUAACAUGUAUUGCCACGAUUGUUAUGAUGUGUGAUCUGAGGUUGCCACCUGUGUAAUUCAAUUCAAUGUAAUGCAGCUGUAUAAAUACCGAUGAGUUUUCUGGUGUAGUGUGUACAACUAUUUUGUAUGGUUUCUCAGUUGCAUUUCAUAAAUGGCUACUUCAAUUAUGAA